Molecule: messenger RNA, 2706 nt
Organism: Aplysia californica (California sea hare)
Lineage: Eukaryota; Metazoa; Mollusca; Gastropoda; Aplysiida; Aplysiidae
Source: RefSeq, a predicted model, not a curated record
GGCCGCUGAGAAGAUGAAGCAGUGUAUCCUGAAGGCUGUGGAGGGAUGCCCACCUGAGGUGGUCGCUCAGUCUACCAAAGCUUUGGAGCAAUCUACUGCUCCCUGCAACCCAGAAAAAUCUCCAAGGCGAAAAUGUGUCUAGAGAAAAUUGUGAACUCCUGUGACAACCAAGACAUCAAAUCGUCAAUCCAACAAACCGUUACUGGAAUGCAGCAAUAUGAGACAAUAUGUAAUAAGCACUCUGAGAAAUAUGAAUCAGGCUCCUCGGGGAACUCGGACAACUCUGAUGUGAAAGUUACAUUGGAUGAAUCUGCCAAGGAAGAGGUUGAAGUUGCAAUUGCAGAAGCAGAAGCUGAGGCAGAGAAAGAAGGUGAAGAUGAAGGAGGCAUAUUUGCAGAACCACAAGGCAAAAACAAGCAAACUAACAGCGGUGGCGGAAACUCUGGGUCAGGAAAUGGUGAAAAUGGAAGCCCCAGCAUCAGAGCUUCUGUCUUCGCCUUGUCGUCGCUCCUGGCUCUCCCCUUGUGCGUUCAAGCCUUCAUCAGGAUGUAGAGAGUUUUUUCAUGUUUGUUUUUUUUUUAGCAUAUGAAAAAGAGUCAAACCCUCCCUUGCUCAGCUGCUCAACUUACAAGACCAGAGAAUGUUACAGUUUGUCGCGAAGAAGAUGCAAUUUUGCUUGAGAGUGCCUUGACUCCUUUGCAUUUUCUUAUACUUUUGUCGUCAGUGUCUGUCGGACAGCAUUAAUGCUCAUGAUGAAUUUAUCAAAGUUCAAGUUUUGCUUUAGAUAUACCAUUGUUAUUUGUAUCUCUCCAAAAUUCUAGGGGUUUUCAACCUUCGGUAAUGUACUCGAAUUUAUGAUUAUUAUUAUCUGACCACGUAAACUGAAUUUGUAAUUUUGUUCCUGUCCUUUUUUUAUAUCACUAUACAGCACCAUGUUUGUGUUGACCUCAGUAUUCAAGGCUUAUUCAUUGUAUUGGUAUAUGUCUGAGGGUGUGGAACCAUACAUCAAGUUUUGUCAUUUGUAAUAUCGUAGCUAAGGCACCUACACAGCUGUUGUUGCAGCAUUGUGUCUGUCUGCACAGAUAGACUUGUUAUUCCUUACUUUUCUAGUUAUGAAUUGUUAUUUAACUUUCACAACCAGUUUGCCUUCACAGAUUUGAUUCAAGCAGCUAUGUUUAUUCGUCUUGUACCACAAAAUAGCAGCAUGCAGUGAAAAAGAAAAAAAUAAAAAGCUCAAAAGAAUACUUUGAUGAAUUAGCAGAAACUAUAAAGACUGUUAACAGUCUCAAGCUCAAGAAAAAUAUAUUUUUCAUCCUUUUGAUACACCAACCCGAGAAAAAAUAUCGAUGUUGCUUCCGCCUGAAAAGUACACCAUUUACAUGUUGAUAGGCCAUGGGCUGAUUUAGGUUUGCGAGGUGUUAAAUAGUUUUUGUGUAUUCCUUUCAAAUCCUGGAAUUGAAAGUGACAGAGCAUGGAAAGUUGUUUUGUUUUUUUUAACUUGCUUGAUGCUUUCCACAUGUUGAGCUUUUCCAAUAUUGCUAUGAUCAAGUGGAGAGCAGCUGUGACAGUGUGCCGUGUGUCCGUGGAGGGUCCGGUGUUGUGAGAACGGGAUAAAGUAAAGGAAUGUUCUGGAAGUGUAGGCCUACUCUUUAAGCUUUGUGAAAGAUGUGUCUGAAAUAUAGAGCAAAGAGGUAGAAAUAGUAUCUCUCUGAAAUCAGCCUCAUAUCAAGAGUUUUCUGAAAUCCUUAAUUAAGAAAGAUGAAAGAAAGCGUAAGUGAAUUUAUGUUGGUCUUCCUUUUAUUCGGUUAUUAAAUGGAUGCUGUUGAUUUUUUUUCUUGUGCAGCAAAACAAUAACUUUGUUCAGAUUUCUCACAUAUAUAGUGUGGCUGCUCCACCCAUUGGCUUUGAUAUUACACUUUAGAUUAACACGAUUUGCUCUUCCCACUCAGGGCAUACUAAAUGUAAUAUUAAUUUGAUUUUAAAUGAGAUCUUUCUUGUUUUCAUCUGACAGCAUGCUUUCUAGUGGGAGCCUUGACAUUAAUGACUGUGUUCUUUGUUUACAUUUCAGUGUUUGAUUCUCUUGUGGUGGUAAUUUGUUUAAUUAAUGUUUGUCUGUUGUCAAUGAAGUUUGUGUUUUCAUUUUCAAGAAAUGAUUAAGUCCAUGUGUAGUUUUCCACCUCGCUUAUAAAUCAAUGGAAUUUCCCUGUUUUAUUAUAUAACUUAUUUCUUCAUCGUCAGAAAAUAUUCUUUCAAGAAGUUUGAAGUUUGGUUUUUUUACCCCCUCGGAUCAUACUUGUUUUUCAAUGUAUACCGUAGACGUCCUACUAUCCUAAAAACAGUUAAAUGUGCUUUUCUGAUAACCCUGUUCUUUCUUUGUUUGUAGUCUAACCAAUGAGCAAGUCUCUUGGUCAACACAAUUUCCGCCAUUGAUUUGUAAUGGAAUUCACGCUUGAGCUUCCAACCUACUCUUUUUCCUUUCUUAGCUACACGCCUUGAGAAUUGUGGACAUUCUGACAGUUGGUCAAAGUUGGGCUGUAGUAGAAAGUUCCAGGAACCGUUCCCUUUGUGACUGUUUUCGUUUGCUACGACCACAGCGUAUCAUUCUAACAUGAUCACAAGCUUUCCUCACUUCAUUAAUUACUUAAUGUGAAUGUCCUGUACUUUCGUUGCCAUCAAUUAUGAUUAAACUUAAUAUUUUACGUAAAA